AUGCGCUUGGACCGCAUAAUGUGUCUUGAGGAUAUUAUCACCGUAUUCCGACAAGUAAAUGAGAGGAGCACGAUAGACGUGGAAGAGGACGAACAGUACGAGCAGCUACGUGAUCUUGAGCUUAGCGAUACAAUUCUCUUCGCUAGAGCUGCCGCUGAAUACUUCGCAAGAGUCAUGAAAAUGUGUACGAUUCCAACGCCAGAAAGCACAGUUCAACAUAAUCAGCAAGCGGACACGUCAGCAAGUUCAUCGUCUACCGAAGCCACCACAAUUCAAGCACGAGGAGACAGCUGUUGGACACUUGGUCCGCCGAUAUGUUCCGAAGUGAAGGGUCCAGAACUGUAUCCCAUACUGUUCGAACCGCCAAAACGACGAAUAUACGGGAAACUGGCGUCAAAUCCAUUCAAUAAACCAGCAAACACGCAGCCACCUGAACCA
Ostertagia ostertagi is the source of this 438-nucleotide messenger RNA. NCBI's taxonomy places the organism in Eukaryota, Metazoa, Nematoda, Chromadorea, Rhabditida, Trichostrongylidae. The record is from the annotation of a GenBank genome assembly.